AUGAGGUUAUUCGGUAAGCCAAAGGUCAACCCAAAUCAGACUCAAGAGACUAUCGCAAGGUUGAGACAAACCAUUGAGAUGCUCGAGAAGAGACAAAAGUUUUUACAAGAGAAAGCCGAUAGAAAAGAAGAAGAAGCUAAAUUAAUGGUUUCUAAAAAGAAAAAGAGAGAGGCUUUGUUAUGUUUGAAACAGAGAAAUACAUAUCAAACAGAAGUUAAUAAAUUGCAAGGUACAUUCGAUACACUGUCGACACAGAUUUUCGCGUUGGAGAAUGCCAAGAUGAACGAAGAGAUCUUGAACUCGAUGAGAAGCGGUGCUCAACACUUGAAGUCGCUACAGAACAAUCUUACUGUGGACAAGGUCGACGACAUCCUCGAAGAGAUUCAAACUCAGAUGGAGGUACAUCAAGAGAUCUCCAACGCCAUCUCACAACCACUCGGAAACCAACUCGAAGACGAAGACGAACUAUUGAGAGAGUUGGCCGAACUCGAACAAGAAGAUCUCGAUGCUCAAUUACUUAAAGUCAAUUCUCCACCAACCAAAGAACCACAAAUUAAAUUCCCUGAAGUUGCAUCUAAAACCAAAGUGGAAGUUUCAUCAAAAGAAGAAGACGAGUACAGAGCUUUGGAAGAGAGUUUAGCAAUAUUAGAAUCAACAAACAAGACUUGUUUUAUCGGUCAUGAUUAG
Molecule: messenger RNA, 687 nt
Organism: Heterostelium album PN500
Lineage: Eukaryota; Evosea; Eumycetozoa; Acytosteliales; Acytosteliaceae
Gene: vps32
Product: SNF7 family protein
Exons: 4
Coding region: 1-687 (228 amino acids)
Biological process (GO): late endosome to vacuole transport via multivesicular body sorting pathway; vesicle budding from membrane
Cellular component (GO): multivesicular body; cytoplasmic side of plasma membrane; ESCRT III complex
Source: RefSeq, a predicted model, not a curated record